Molecule: messenger RNA, 663 nt
Organism: Wallemia ichthyophaga EXF-994
Lineage: Eukaryota; Fungi; Basidiomycota; Wallemiomycetes; Wallemiales; Wallemiaceae
Product: Translin
Exons: 2
Coding region: 1-663 (220 amino acids)
Biological process (GO): RNA metabolic process
Cellular component (GO): cytoplasm; nucleus
Molecular function (GO): RNA binding; sequence-specific DNA binding; single-stranded DNA binding
Source: RefSeq, a predicted model, not a curated record
AUGUCAAAUCCCACUAAAAGACUUCAUUCUGAUAGCUUUAAGGAGCAAUUGAAAGAUCUUAACGGUUUUAUUGAGAAAGAUAAUGAAUACAAGCAAUCUUUAAAAGAUAGAGUCGCUGUUAUGGAUGAAAGUUUACACGAGUCAACAGCAAUUGCACAGAAUAUCCACUCAAUCAAGCAAUCUGAAAUACCUCAAAGCAUAAUAAAGCCUAUGGAAAGUGGAUUGCUUCAGUACGCCAAAGAUUUCCAUCAACUUUGCUCUGAAAUUGAGCCUACAGAUUACACCAAAUAUGAGCAUAUCUGGAACAGAUCACUUCAAACCUUCAUUUACUUGAAUUUAUUAUCAAACUACCUUUCACAUGAUGACAUAAUUGAUUACUCUACAAUCAAGCUGAUGAUUAACAAUGACAACCACUUAUACGAUUACUUGUUCGCCCUGAUGCAGCUAGUAUCUGAAUUAACUCGCUUAACAGUAAACACCGUCAUCCUCAACGAAUUUGACCGUCCUAAGCGCAUAUCUGCUUUCAUCAAAGACGUCUACCAAGCCCUCUCACAACUCAACUUCAAGAAUGAUGCUUUGAGGAGGAAAUUUGAUGCACUCAAAUAUGAUAUCAAUAAGGUGGAAGGAGUUAUUUACGAUCUUACGCUUAGAAAUCUCAACUAA